UACAUCUCGUCCGUUUUGUAGUUUUGGUCUCUCUCUUUCUCUCUCUUUUCCUCAAUAACAUAAUAAGAGGGGAAACAAGAUAUGGACUCCUGUGAUCCAUUUCUUCCUUCAUUUUCUGGAAAUAUCCCUUCUUCCCACUUUUUUCUCUUCAAAUUUCACCAAAUUUGCUCACUUCUUCAUCACCUGCAUCAACUUCCUGCUCUUUGAUCUCUGUUUUCUCUCUCUUCUCCCACAAAUUGGAACUUUGAACAAACAGAAUUGAGGGUAAUUAAUAGAAAGGAAUAUAAAAGAAAUGGGUACUUGGUCAUCAAUGUUUAAUGGGUUAGCAAGAUCAUUGUCAAUUAAGAAAGUGAAGAAUUCAGGAAAUGGAGUUGUAGGUAGGGAAACUGCAGAGUCCAUGGCAAAGGAUGCUAAGAGGAACGAUAUGAUAUUAAGGUCAUCAGGCAUUGUUAAUGUCGAGGGUUCAAAGCAUUUCGCCUCAGUAUUCACCAAGAAAGGUCAAAAAGGUGUUAAUCAAGAUUGUUGCAUUGUUUGGGAGGAAUUUGGAUGUCAACCCGAUAUGAUUUUUUGUGGCAUUUUUGAUGGGCAUGGUCCUUGGGGUCAUUUUGUUGCGAAGACAGUGAGGGAAUCGAUGCCACCGUCAUUGUUAUGCAAUUGGCAAGAGGCUCUUGCUCAAAUGGUGCUUGAUCCGGAUUUUGACAUAGAGGUAGAGAAGAAGAUGAAUUGGUUCAAUAUUUGGAAGCAAUCCUAUUUGAGGGCAUGUGCUACUAUUGAUCAAGAACUUGAGCAACACAGAAGAAUUGAUGCAUAUUUUAGUGGAACAACCGCCCUUUCAAUUGUGAAACAGGGUGACAAAAUUAUCAUCGCUAAUGUUGGAGACUCUCGUGCUGUAUUGGGUACUACUACAGAUGACGGUGACUUGGAAGCUGUACAGCUAACUAUUGAUUUCAAGCCCAAUUUGCCUCAGGAAGCUGAGCGAAUAAUGCAAUGUAAUGGACGAGUACUCUGCUUACACGAUGAGCCUGGAGUACAUAGGGUGUGGCUACCUGACGAGGAGGUGCCCGGGCUAGCAAUGUCUAGAGCUUUUGGGGACUAUUGCAUCAAGGAUUUUGGCCUUAUAUCUGUGCCUGAAGUAACACAAAGGAAUAUUACCAGCAAAGACCAGUUCAUUGUGCUGGCUACUGAUGGGGUAUGGGAUGUGGUUUCUAAUCAAGAGGCAGUACAAAUUAUAUCUUCAAGCCCUAAUCGAGGCAAGGCCGCUAAGAAAUUGGUAGAUCAUGCAGUCCGGGAAUGGAAGAGAAAACGACGAGGGACAGCAAUGGAUGAUAUUUCAGCAGUUUGCCUCUUUUUCCACCCUUCACCCCAAUAACUCAAAAGCCUAACCUGCUGUAUUCAUUGAAUGGAAAGAGAUAACUGUGGGCAAAAAAAGGCAAUAGUUUGGAAAAAAUCACACAGCUUUGUAAUGUAUGUGUCAAUUGUGCUGUGGUUGAUCAGUAAAAUGUGUGAUUCUUGUGAAUGUCAAAAUUCUCUUAUGUGCAUCUUAUCUUUCUUUGUGCAUC
This is a messenger RNA of Chenopodium quinoa (quinoa), 1559 nucleotides long. RefSeq names its product probable protein phosphatase 2C 73. Gene Ontology annotation, molecular function: protein serine/threonine phosphatase activity. The coding region runs from base 293 to 1369 and encodes 358 amino acids. Lineage: Eukaryota; Viridiplantae; Streptophyta; Magnoliopsida; Caryophyllales; Amaranthaceae. Gene Ontology annotation, biological process: protein dephosphorylation. The record is from RefSeq and is a predicted model, not a curated record. The transcript is spliced from 6 exons.